AUGGCAACAUUUGAUGAUCUCCUUGUAGAAGCAGGAGGUUUUGGUCUGUAUCAGAGAAGAGUGUUCCUCCUGAUAUAUCUGACCUCGGCCACGUUCUCCUGGCUAUACCUCGGCUUUGUGUUCCUAGCCGUUACUCCCGACCACUGGUGCAGGAGUCCUGGGGUGUCAGAACUGAGGGAGAAAUGCAACUGGACCCUGGAUCAGGAGAAGAAUUACACAUUGCCUGCAGGACAUCCUGGGAUCUCUUCAUACAGUCAGUGCGAAAGGUUCGACCUGGACUGGAAUUCCUCCUCCGUCAGCUGUGACAAUCCACUUCCCUUUGCCCAGAAUCACUCCCGAGAUCUCCCACUUACAAGGUGCCAGGAUGGGUGGGUUUUUGAGAACGGCUCGAUCUCCAGCAUUGUGACUGAGUUUGAGCUGGUGUGUGCUGACGCCUGGAAGGUGGACCUGCCUCAAGCUUGUCUCAACCUGGGCUUCAUGGUUGGAACAAUAAUCCUGGGCUACGCGGCCGACAUAUUCGGCCGCAAGUCCUGCUUCUUGUUUGCGACCUUUGUAACUGCGGCAUCAGGUCUCCCGCUGGCCUUUGCCCCAAGCUACCCCUGGUUUGUGAUCCUGCGCACUCUACAAGGGCUCUUCAGUCGGGGAGGAUGGCUGUCUGCCCAGAUCUUAAUGACAGAGCUGGUUGUGUCUGAACACAGGAGGCGGGCGGGAAUUUUGAACCAGAUGUGCUUCAGUUUCGGGAUCAUGGUCCUUCCAGCUGUGGCCUACUUCAUUCCAGCCUGGAGGAACUUGCAGCUUAUCAUCACCGUCCCAAACAUCCUCUUCCUCACCUACUACUGGCUGAUCCCGGAGUCUCCCAGGUGGAUGGUGUCCCAGAGGAAGGAGGCGGAGGCGGUGAAGGUUCUCCGGCAGGUGGCAGCGAGGAACGGGUCCUACCUGUCCCGGACAGCCAGGGUCACAGAUGUCCCACUCCAUGCUCAGAUCGGCCACAAUCGGGGGACCCUGCACCGGCAGUUGGGGACCAUUAUCAUUGAGAAGGAUGAUGGACAGGUGACCCGACCAUCUGUACUGGACCUGGUCAGGACCCCUCGGAUGAGGAAACACACUCUGAUUUUGAUGAUAAAUUGGUUCACCUGUGCCUUAGUGUACCAGGGGCUGGUCAUGCGUCUGGGAACUCUGGGCGGAAACAUCUACCUUGACUUCUUCAUCUCCGGAGCUGUGGAAAUCCCGGCCUCGGUCAUCGUCCUUCUUGUCAUUGAGCGGAUCGGCCGACGCCUUCCCUUUGCGACUGGCGGCCUGUUGUCAGGGGUUUCCUGCCUGAUAGCAGCCUUCAUACCCGAGAACAAGUACCACUCUGACUAUAUCCUGUGGCUGAAAACUGCCGUUACAUCCUUGGGCAGACUGGGAAUAACUGUUACCAUGGAAAUGGUGUGCUUUGUAAAUACAGAGCUGUACCCAACAUUCUUACGGAGCUUCGCCGUGUCGAUGUGUUCAUCACUGUCCGACCUCGGCGGGAUAGUCUCCCCCUUCAUCGUGUUCAGGCUGGCUGCUCUCUGGCUGGAAAUGCCUCUCGUGGUUUUCGGGGUGAUCGGUCUGGUCUCUGGAGGCCUGGUGCUUCUCCUGCCAGAGACAAAGGGAUUGAGUUUGCCCGAUACCAUCGAGGAGAUCGAGAACAUCAGCCGGUGGAAGAGAAACACUUUGAAAACAACCUAUCAGAAGGUUGUUCUUCAUUCAACAACACCGACACACAGUGCCAGCAGCAACUUGUGAAUGGAUUGGACCAUUAACCUCAGACACUAAUGUCGAGCUUAUACUUCACUCUGUAUUAUGUGUAAUGUUCCAAAUUAUAUGGGUUCUGAUAAAGUAGUUAGGAGCUGAUUCCACUUGCUGGAGGUCUGGGUGGUUGAACGCAGGUUUACUUUAAUCUACAGAAGAUCCAUCUGAGGAGGUUUGUUUAAGCAGUCAGUCAUUACACCAGUUGAAGGCAUGAUGUGAGUAGAUUCAUUCAUAUAUGGGAAAUUGCAUAGUUUAUACAAAGGGGGAUUGGACAAAUACCUAAACGGGGAAGAA
Messenger RNA from Pristis pectinata (smalltooth sawfish), 2070 nucleotides. Its product is annotated as solute carrier family 22 member 2-like. Gene Ontology annotation, biological process: transmembrane transport. The transcript is spliced from 12 exons. Gene Ontology annotation, cellular component: membrane. The record is from RefSeq and is a predicted model, not a curated record. The coding region runs from base 1 to 1770 and encodes 589 amino acids. Lineage: Eukaryota; Metazoa; Chordata; Chondrichthyes; Rhinopristiformes; Pristidae.